CGCUGCGUUGUAGGGCAACCAGAGCGGGAAAAUACCAGUGUUCUGCACAAAUAGCACCGUGCAGUAGAAAGAGCAAAAUCAGAGUGAGAACCAGAGAGUGAAACUGAGAAGAAGAAAAAGAAGAAGAAGAGAUGGCGCCAAUCGUUCAGAGCUCUCAACCAUGGGUCGAAAAAUACCGCCCAAAGCAAGUGAAAGACGUCGCUUACCAAGAUGAAGUUGUUCGAGUCCUCACCAACACUCUCGAAACCGGAAGCUGCCCUCACAUGCUCUUCUAUGGUCCCCCCGGUACCGGAAAAACCACCACUGCGCUCGCAAUUGCGCACCAGCUUUUCGGGCCUGAGCUGUAUAAGUCCAGGGUGCUGGAGCUCAAUGCUAGUGAUGAUCGCGGGAUUAACGUUGUUCGGACUAAGAUUAAGGAUUUUGCUGCUGUGGCUGUUGGUACUAACCCUAAGAAAGGUGGUUAUCCUUGUCCACCAUAUAAGAUUAUUGUUCUAGAUGAGGCCGAUUCGAUGACCGAAGAUGCUCAGAAUGCCCUGAGGCGUACUAUGGAAACUUACUCUAAAGUUACAAGGUUCUUUUUUAUAUGCAACUACAUUAGCAGGAUUAUAGAACCACUUGCUUCAAGGUGUGCAAAAUUCAGGUUCAAGCCAUUGUCAGAAGAAAUCAUGAGCAGCCGCAUAUUAUACAUCUGUAAUGAAGAAGGAAUCCAUCUUGAUGCUGAGGGUCUUUCUACCCUUAGUUCUAUUUCUCAAGGAGAUCUUCGUCGGGCCAUCACAUACUUGCAGUCUUCUGCUCGCUUAUUUGGUUCUCACAUUUCUUCAAAGGACCUGAUUUCUGUGUCUGGGGUUGUUCCAGAAAAUGUUGUGGAGGCAAUUCUUAAAGCAUGUAAGAGUGGUAAUUUUGAUUUAGCCAACAAGGAAGUUAAUAAUUUCAUUGCAGAGGGGUAUCCAGCCUCUCAGUUGCUAACUCAGUUAUUUGAUGCCAUUGUUGAAGAAAAAGGCACAUCUGAUAAACAGAAGGCAAGAAUAUGCAAGAAGCUGGGUGAAGCAGAUAAGUGCCUAGUUGAUGGAGCUGAUGAAUACUUGCAGCUUCUUGAUGUGAUCAGCAAUACAACGAAAGCCUUUUGCGACAUGCCAGAAGGGUUAUCUUACGAGGGUUAAAUAUUCGAUUAUCAGCUUGUUAAAUCAAGAAGAGUUACUUAUUCUGCUGUAAAGAAAUCAAAUUUGCGCUCUGUUGAUUUUUAAAGUAUUCAUCCAGGGAAAUUGUACGCAAGAAUUCUAAAUGCUACUAUGCUAGCAUAGGACACUCCUGACUGCAAAAUUACGGCUGCAGCUGAUGAAAUGAAUAUAUAACUAGAAUUUUGCUGUA
Lotus japonicus is the source of this 1368-nucleotide messenger RNA. RefSeq names its product replication factor C subunit 2. The transcript is spliced from 12 exons. Gene Ontology annotation, biological process: DNA repair; DNA-templated DNA replication. The record is from RefSeq and is a predicted model, not a curated record. Bases 132 to 1160 code for a protein of 342 amino acids. Lineage: Eukaryota; Viridiplantae; Streptophyta; Magnoliopsida; Fabales; Fabaceae. Gene Ontology annotation, cellular component: DNA replication factor C complex; nucleus. Gene Ontology annotation, molecular function: DNA clamp loader activity; ATP hydrolysis activity; DNA binding.